UACUCAGGCUCGCAUCAAACCCUCGCAGGCCUGAACAGUUCCAUUUUGCCAAUAAUCUCAUUUUCGACCCCUACACUUCUUUUCCUCUCGGCAGCCUUGCCACAGACCGCGACUUGACGCGACGUGCAGCCGCAAAGUCAGCGGUUUCCAGCGACUGCCCGACCACCAUUUCUGAUUAGCCAUUCAACCAUCGACCGCGAAGCACCGUCGAGCUUUCGCAUCGCGCUUCUCAUCAAUCGAAUAGCGGCGCUUGUCGAUCAGCCACUCAAAAACCUAAACAUAAAUCCCCGCAUCAUUCACUUCGGUGCCUUUCCCUAGCCAUCAUGUCCGGCAAACUCGACCAGUCUCUUGAUGAGAUCCUCUCCAGCCAGCGGCGCAACAACCAGGGCAAACGCCGCUCUCAGCGUCGCACUGCUGGCACCAACCGCCCCGCCACUACUGCCCCGGCUGGCGGCAUCCAGAAGAAUGCAAAGGCUGCGCGCAACGCAGCCAAGCCCACGCCUGCCAAGGGCGCUGGCCUAGUCGGCGAGAGCAAGAUCAUGGUCAGCAACCUGCCCAAGGAUGUUUCCGAAGGCCAAAUCAAGGAAUAUUUUCAACAAGCUGUUGGUCAGGUGAAGAAGGUUGAACUCUCCUAUGGCCCUGGUGGAGUCAGCCGUGGCAUUGCCCAUGUCACCUUCCACCACGCCGACGGCGCCAGCAAGGCUUUCUCCACCCUGAACGGACUCCUCAUCGACAACAAACCCGUCAAGGUUGAGGUUGUUGUUGCCUCUGCCGAUCUCAUCCCCCAGCCCAAGCCGCUGGCUCAGCGCAUCGCUCAGCCCAAGGCUCAGCCCAAGUCAGCUGCCACCACAAAGAAGGAUGCCAGUGGUACCAAGGGAGGCGCUGCAGCCGGUAAAGCCACCAAGAAGACCGCCCGCCGCGGACGCAACAACCGGCCCGUGAAGAAGACCGCGGAGGAGCUGGACUCGGAGAUGGCUGACUAUUUUGACAACGCCAACACCGAGAACACUAAUGGCGCCGCCGCCGCAGCCCCGGUCGGUGGCGAUGCCGCGAUGGAGGAGGAUGUCCUCUAGUCAUUCUACAGCAUAUCACUUGGGACCAGAGGGGCGUGUAUGAGGUAGACUUGCAGGCAUGGUUUACGUAACGACUUCGAGCGGUUCGGCAUGGAUGGGGUUUGGGUCGGGCUCAGCUUUGAUUUUCGGUGUUCGCAUCACUUAGGCACAGAUUGGCACCAUUUCCUUAGCUGUCGGGAUACUGUAUAAUUCAAGAGGCUUAGCGAUAUCUGCCGUGUCGUCGAAUGAAUGAAAUGAGCAUAAUCCCUACUGACGUGUCUUGACUACUCCGAGG
Messenger RNA from Canariomyces notabilis, 1347 nucleotides. RefSeq lists its product as uncharacterized. The transcript is spliced from 4 exons. Gene Ontology annotation, cellular component: nucleus. Lineage: Eukaryota; Fungi; Ascomycota; Sordariomycetes; Sordariales; Chaetomiaceae. Gene Ontology annotation, molecular function: mRNA binding. The record is from RefSeq and is a predicted model, not a curated record. The coding region runs from base 324 to 1073 and encodes 249 amino acids. Gene Ontology annotation, biological process: mRNA export from nucleus.